AUGCCGAGAAUGCUGAAAUCUGAGAGCAAGAAAAAAAGAAACAUAAAAUGGGUAAUUAAUUGUGAUAAUCCUACAUCACUUGUAAAACUAACUCAUCAUAAACGUGCAGAUGAGAAGUAUCGUAAUACUCUUAAUUCAGCAUUUGAGUGUAAUCCUAAAAAUAGGGAAAUAAAGAAACACAGAAAUGCGAAAAAAGACGGAAAAUAUAAACAAGACUGGAAAAUUUGGAUGCAAGAGAAGUGA
Molecule: messenger RNA, 243 nt
Organism: Funneliformis caledonium
Lineage: Eukaryota; Fungi; Glomeromycota; Glomeromycetes; Glomerales; Glomeraceae
Source: the annotation of a GenBank genome assembly